Molecule: messenger RNA, 2724 nt
Organism: Solanum lycopersicum (tomato)
Lineage: Eukaryota; Viridiplantae; Streptophyta; Magnoliopsida; Solanales; Solanaceae
Product: protein ROOT PRIMORDIUM DEFECTIVE 1
Molecular function (GO): RNA binding
Source: RefSeq, a predicted model, not a curated record
AAGGCAAAUAAUGCACAAAUCUUAACAUAACAUCCUCAACGUAAAAUUAAUUACUCAAUAAGUUCCUCAACUACUGUGGCCUCUGUGCGUCUUCCUCCUAAAACCCUAAACCCCAAAUUCAAGAACUCACAUAAUAAUCAAAAUGCACAUUUUCCUUUCGAUUUCAACAAAAUUAUUACAGUCAAAAUCCACAUCCUUCAAGUCCCUCACAUGGAUUCCUACAGUUUUCUUACUAUCCCCAAAGCAAAUGUCACAGUCAACUUCCAUACCCAGGAACCAACAGCGUAUUCGCGACCACGGCUACGAUGAUUACAUGGAAGUGGAGAAGAAAAUUCGUAAAGUAAAGAAAUUCCAAGAACUACUUCUUACUCAACCUAAUUCAAUGAUCGCCAUUUCUCGCCUUGAUAUGCUUGCUCGCCGUUUUGGGUUCAAACAAUAUGAAGCAGGGAAGUUUAUUCUCAAAUUUCCUCAUGUUUUUGAGGUAUUCGAACACCCAGUUCAGAGAAUAUUAUAUUGUAGGCUUACUCGUAAAUCAUUGCUUCAAAUUGAGCAAGAAAAACUAGCACUUUUAGCUCAAUUGCCUUUAGCUGUAACCCGUUUACGGAAGCUUCUGUUGCUAUCGAAUACGGGUAGGUUAAGGUUAGAACAUGUUAGGAUUGCAAGGAAAGAUUUUGGUUUACCUGAUGAUUUUGAGUUUUCUGUGGUUUUGAAGUAUCCCAAGUAUUUUAGAUUGUUUGAUGCUAAAGAGACUAGGAAUAAGUAUAUUGAGGUUGUUGAAAGAGACCCGCGAUUAACUGUUUGUGCUGUGGAGAAUGUUAGGGAGAGAGAGUAUAGAGAAAAGGGUGGCGAAGAAGAGAAUGUGCGGUUUUCAUUUAGAGUGAAUUUCCCACCAGGUUUCAAGAUUGGGAAGUAUUAUAAGAUUGCUGUUUGGAAGUGGCAAAGGUUGCCUUAUUGGUUGCCAUAUGAGGAUAUCUCUGGUUAUGAUUUAAGGUCACUCGAGGCACAGAAGAGAAUGGAAAAGAGAGCAGUUGCGACUAUUCAUGAAUUGUUGUCGUUGACAGUUGAAAAGAAGAUUACUUUGGAGAGAAUUGCACAUUUUAGGUUGGCUAUGGAUUUGCCAAAGAAGCUGAAAGACUUUCUUCUUCAACAUCAAGGGAUAUUUUAUAUUUCGACAAGGGGAAAUCAAGGGAAAUUGCAUACGGUGUUUCUCAGGGAGGCUUAUAGGAAGGGAGAGUUGAUUGAGCCUAAUGAGUUAUAUUUAGCUAGGAGAAGGCUGGCUGAAUUGGUUUUACUGAGUCCAAGGAAAGUCACAGUGGAUAGAAGAUUGAUUAAUUAUGGAAAACAGGGAGGCGAUGAUGAAAUGGCUGACUACGUUGAGAAUGGAGGAGAUCAUUCAGCCGCCCGAGAGACAGUUAGAGAAGAUUUGGGAGAAGAAAGCCUGGACUCUGAUGGUGAUUGCAGUACUGACACCGAGAACGCACAAAAGGAAGCCAAUAAUGAUGAUGUUACUGAUGAUGCAGAGGACACUCGUGUCACUAAUGUAUAGGCAUAAGGUCUUUGGCUGUUGCUGCUGAAUUAUUUGCUUAGCCUCUAGUCUUAGUUGCUCCUGCUGAUACAUGUCCGCGUCGAUCAUGCAAAAUUGCAACCCAUGUGAUAGAAAAACAGCUGCUGCCUUGAUGCAUAUGAUAUUAGGCCCAUACCAAAGAACCGAACCAAAUUAGAAAAGAUGGAACCAAACCGAGGUAAUUUCAGUUCGGUAUGCACCUGUGAAGAACCGAAUGCUCAGGCCAUAUUGAGAGUUCUUUGAUUGCCAAAUGAAUUGGGGGAUCUCUGUGUAAAACUUGACUGUUUCAUUUGUUCUACAAGACAGCACCAAUGUAAGCUUUUACCCCUGGCUACUUGAGAGCUGGUCAAGUUCCUCUUCCUCUUCGAUGUAAUUUAGGUUCAAUUCUUUGUUCAAAAAUCUUGUAUGACAAGUACUUGUGCGUGUUAGGGUCCAAAAGGAAGGAACUCAUUGGGGAUGAGGUAGUUGGGCCUUUGUGGACAGAAAAAAUGAAGAUAUGCUUCCGAAAUAAAUGAAAAGAAGAUAGUAUUGGUGGGGCAAUAGGUUUGGCAACGGUGGAAGGAGUAGAUGGGCGGUCCAGUCUGUGUUCUGGCAGGUUUAGGCUGCUGCGAUCAAUGUUAUUUUUAGGUCUUUUUUCGGAAAAGGGCAUGUAACGUACAUUACUUGUUUUGGGGAAGUAGUCUCGUUUUCUACUGUUCCCGUUUUCUUUAUCAUGAUUAAAUUGCUGUUUUUUUUCCGUUAAUGGUCUUGUUGGCAUUGUAGCUGGAAGAGUUGAAGAAUGGUCAAUAGUGUAUCAGGUGAAAAGACGUAGUUGCAAGUGGUGAAGAAAAUGGAUAUUUUAGAUGAUACCGUUGAUGCUCAGUAAGGAGAAAAAUUGGAAGAUGCUAUGCACGGAGUGACAGAUGAAUUUCAGGCUGGGUUGUUGCUUCUAAUAAGUUCUCUUUGUAAAAGCAUUACCUUUUGUUCCAUUGUAUUUUGUUAUAUAACAGUCAUAUCUUUGGUGGAAGCCAUCUUAGUAGGGCGCUUAGAUGCUUUACUUGUUGAUUGGUGUUCUUCUAUUUUAUUUCUCUGUCAUUUAAGGUUUUGAGUGAUUGUAAACAUUUAAGGUGAACAAUUUAAGAUUUAAGUGAUUGUAAACAGAUUGGAUCUAUCUUUUCUUA